Schistosoma bovis is the source of this 414-nucleotide messenger RNA. Lineage: Eukaryota; Metazoa; Platyhelminthes; Trematoda; Strigeidida; Schistosomatidae. The record is from the annotation of a GenBank genome assembly.
AUGAGAGAUACUACUACUACUACUACUACUACUACUACUACUACUACUACUACUACUACUACUACUACUACUACUACUACUACUACUACUACUACUACUACUACUACUACUACUACUACUACUACUACUACUACUACUACUACUACUACUACUACUACUACUACUACUACUACUACUACUACUACUACUACUACUACUACUACUGCUACUACUACUACUACUACUACUACUACUACUACUACUACUACUACUACUACUACUACUACUACGAAUAAUAAUAAUAAUAAUAAUUCAUAUUCCAUCCAUUUCCUAUUACAAUCUUUCAGUCAAAGUUAUUACAAGUACAUUUUUCAGGUGUUUUUUUUAAAUCAUUCGAACUUCUUUCAAUCAAGUCAACUUGAUUUUUCUAAAUAG